CUUUUUAAGGUUUAAUGAGCUUCUAACAUGAGUAAAAGGAAGAAGACACAAAUGUCAGAAAACCAGGAGCUCAGCAUUUCCAAAGCAAAGAAAACCCACAAGAGGAAGAGCCAUAAAGCAAGAGACUCUGAUUUAGAAAAGCCAGCAGACGCUUCUGACUCUAAUGACAUCCUUUCAAAAGCUACUGUGGCUGAAGCAGUUCAAGAAUGUCGAGAACACAGCCUGGACAAUACAGAGAUGGAAAUUUUGCCUACACAUCUGGAUUCAAGUUUAGCGGAAGAGAGCAAAGAGGCUUCCUCUGAAAGAAAAGGAUGUGUUAAGAGCUUUGUGCCUCCCUCUCAAGGUGGGAAGUUGGUACCCAUGUUUGCAAAGACAAAAAAUAAAGUUCCUGAAAGAUGUGAAGGAAAUGAUGGUAGUUCUUCAGCAAUUCAGAUGAAACAGAUUGUGCUAGAGUCCUCUGAAGCAGAAUGUAUGGUUAGAAACGCACCGCGGGACACAGCAGGGAAAGCUUUCCAAAGCACUGCGGCUCUUUCAGAAUCUCUAGAGUUGAUAGAUUUACCAGCGACAAACAAGGAAGAUACUGGAGAUCAAGGGAUUCUUCAUUGUGAGGAAACACUAGAUACAAAAAUUCAAAACCAGGACAGGAUCAUAAGCAUAAAUAAUGGUGAUGCCAUACCAAGAUUCAUGGAUUCCCAGCUAGAAGUAGCACAGAAACCAACAAAUAUUUCAGCACCAUGUGCUACAGCAGGGAAAGCUUUCCAAAGCACUGUGGCUCCUUCAGAAUCUGUAGAGUUGAUGGAUUUACCAGUGACAAAAAAGGAAGAUCUUAGAGAUCAAGGGAUUCUUCAUUGUGAGGAAACACCAGACGUAAAAAUUCAAAACCAGGACAGGAUCAUAAACAUAAAUAGUGGUGAUGCCGUACCAGGAUUCAUGGAUUCCCAGCUAGAAGAAGCACAGAAACCAACCAAUAUACUAGCCAACAUCUCUGAAAAGCAGAUGAUGAAAAGCAAGAAACGGGUUUCCUUUUUUCUGUGCACAUCAGAUAACAAAGAUAUCGAAAGUCUCGAAGAGAGGGCACUCUCAGGGUCUUCUGGCCAUGUUAAAAAUAGUCAAAAUGAAGAUGCUCUAGAAGGUCCAACUCUGCAAUCUGCCAAUGGGACAAAAAAUAAAUGUGAGAAAUUAGUACCUAUAAUAAAAAAAUCAAAAUUUGAUACUUGUGACCCGAGACCCAAUGAGAUAAGCGAAACAUUGUCCGAGAGAGAUGCAGACCAACAGACGGAUGAAAAAGAAAAACCUGUAAUGUGUGAGGAAAACAAACUUGCUUGUGUAGAGGGCUGUUUCUCUUCUACAGAAAUUUCACAGCUGGACAGAGCGGUACUAAGGAGUGAAUCUAGCAGAGAAAAUUCUGGAUCAGAAGCCCAGGGGUCUCUCCUUUCAGGAGACAAAGGAUCCAGUACAAGUGCACCAAACAGCCCUGAUACUGUGGCCCAAAGGUGUUCAGUGCUCCAAGAUCCCAAUUCUGUGGGUCUAGAUUUUCUGCUUGACAGUCAGCUACAAGACGUCUUUGAAAGUGACAGCCUUGAUCAUCUAUCACACAAGGUAAUUCAAUAG
Heteronotia binoei (common prickly gecko) is the source of this 1611-nucleotide messenger RNA. RefSeq lists its product as uncharacterized. Lineage: Eukaryota; Metazoa; Chordata; Lepidosauria; Squamata; Gekkonidae. The transcript is spliced from 5 exons. The record is from RefSeq and is a predicted model, not a curated record. The coding region runs from base 28 to 1611 and encodes 527 amino acids.